Mycena indigotica is the source of this 3210-nucleotide messenger RNA. RefSeq lists its product as uncharacterized. The transcript is spliced from 12 exons. The record is from RefSeq and is a predicted model, not a curated record. Gene Ontology annotation, biological process: transmembrane transport. NCBI's taxonomy places the organism in Eukaryota, Fungi, Basidiomycota, Agaricomycetes, Agaricales, Mycenaceae. Gene Ontology annotation, molecular function: transmembrane transporter activity. Bases 1 to 3210 code for a protein of 1069 amino acids. Gene Ontology annotation, cellular component: membrane.
AUGGCUUCUCCAGCCCGACUCGACAUGUUAUCCUCCUCAUCGCGCCACCAACCUGGGCCAUCGCGUCUUUCACCCAUUACCCCCGUUACAGGCAUUGUUUAUCCUUCUGCCGACGAAACAGAGAAUGUUUCUCAGUCCAGCACGCGACCUCAGACUUUGAGGCGGACAUCCAAGCUGCUUCCCCAACCCAAGAAAUCGAUUGAUGCGGCAGACGACCACGUUGCUCUCGAUGACUUGUGGAGUGCUUUGCGUCGACAAAAAGAGCUCAAGAUGGAGAAGGAGAAGGCAAAAGUACGCUCACUGGAGGAUCACCGACCGACCAUUAAUGGGAGUGGCGAUACAUCGUCACCCUCACCACAACCAACGUCCAGUCUGAAGAUCAGGAAAACCACACAACGAACUUCGCCGCCGCCACCACCCACAGCCGCACCUUCCCUAGCCAACGAGCGACGUUGGCUAAUUGAAGAUUUCUCUGAGAAAGAUUCGUUCUUUCCCAACGCUCCCGAUCCAAAGACUACAACCCCAUCGCCACCGCCACCGCCACCGCAUGUACCAACACCUCCAUCCAGCGGGCUCAAAAAGAAGAAAUCGAUAUUAUCGUUCCAGGUUCUGAAGGAAAAGAAUUCCGUGGUGGCCAUCUUCGAUCUCAAACUCAUGGACAAGGAGGCAGUCAGAAUAUCGCACAACUUGGAGCAGAAUGAAAUCACGGUCAGUUGGGAAGUCUGUGAGAAGGAAACGUGGACAGAGGACGACUGCAUCGUUCACCAGACAAUGGAACGGUUGUACUAUCGCGUUAUCGAGCUCGCCGACGGCGUUGAGUCCAGAGAAAUCUACGCAGCAAUGAAGAAUGGCGAUUUGUUACUGCGACUACUUGCUCACCCAUACGUAUUUGUUGAAAGCAUACUUACCCACCUUGUUGUACUUAUCAUUAUCAUUUUGGAUGCCUCAUUGAAACUGCGCCCUUUAUUUCCCAUUCAAGUUCGGAUCACGUUGCGGGAUGUUGGCCGCGCCGAGGACGCGCCUUAUCAACACCUUGUCUCUUACCACCACCCUUCACGCGUCAUGUCCUCCUCUCAACCUUGGGACGACGCUCAAGCGACUGUUGAAGACCCACUUGUUGCUGUUUUCCCAUCUCCCACUCGCUCUCGCCAUGCUCUCUCUCCACAUUCCUUCAAUAUGCCACCAGACUCUCCCAGCGCUAGCGAACAUGCACCUCUAAUCGACCGACCCCAGCUCAAGAAGAAGCCAUUUUACAGGCCGAGGCCAUUAUGGUUAGUACCAUUCGCAUGCACAAGCGCAUUGGUGCGAGGCAUGACGCUUGCGCCACGGGUGGAAGUCUUUUCCCAACUAAGUUGCUCGCGUUUACACCACCAUUUCAAUCACACCGAGUCUGCGUCACUUGUUCCUCCACAUGCACAACUCUAUUCCUCCCUUGACCCUCUUGGCCCGCAAUUUAACCCGGACCCGACUGAACUCUGGGUUAUUGUCGAACCUCAGCCAGGCGAAGACAAAGACAGACCGUGGGGAGACGACGAAACAGAGGAUGACCCUAGAAGGGUUCCUUCAGCCCGAUGCAUGUCUGACGCAGCUGUCCAAGCUGAUGCAGCGCGUCUUCAGACUAUAUUCACGACCACAAUGGGCCUUCUCAGCGCAUUAACCACCGGCUGGUGGGGUCGCUUCGGUGAACGGCAUGGACGCACGAUGGUUCUGAGCUUCUCGGUAUUCGGGCUUUUGCUGACGGACCUCAUCUUCAUUAUUUCGUCCACUCCAUCAUCUCCCUUCUCCGCACACGGUCAUAAGUUGCUUCUAGUGGCGCCAGUGAUAGAAGGCGCGCUUGGAGGCUGGUCAACGCUCCAGUCAGCCAUUUCAGCCUACAUUUCAGAUUGCACUUCAAACAGCAGUCGUGCUGGAGUGUUUUCGCGAUUUUCUGGAGUGCAAUUCAUAGGCAUUGGGGUCGGCCCAAUUCUCGGUGGAUGGCUUAUCCGUCAUCCUAUUCCAUGGCUCACUUCCUUGCCACAUCCCGGCCAGCCUCAAGUCGCCACUGUGACCUCUGUCUUCUGGGUCGCCGUGGCACUUCAGAUCCUCAACUUGCUCGUUGUGCUUCUCAUCGUCCCGGAGUCUGUCCACAAAGAUAACGGAAAGGGCAAGGCUCGCGAUAUUUCUGAUGGAGAAUCUACUUCAGAUGACACUGCUACCAAGGCCCCAGUGUCACGCGGAGUUUUCAGCGACUUUUUCAGUCCGCUGGCUAUCUUUUUGCCUGUGCCAUUACUCGUUGACGGCACCGUUCGUCAGCGGAAAGACUACAGUCUAACCUUUCUGGCUUGUGCCUUGUUUGCGUACAUGCUGUCUGCCGGCCUCUAUCAAAUUAAGUACCUCUACGCGGGCCAUGUCUAUGGGUGGGGUGCCGAGCAGCUCUCCUACUAUAUUUCGCUCCUGGGAUCCACCAGAGCAAUUUACUUGCUAUUCAUUCUUCCUUCCAUUAUCACCGCGUUAAAGCCCAAGCCGAAAGUUCCCAAGGAUAAGGCGACAAAGCCGAAGCCCACCAAGGCCCAUCUUGCACGCGAGAUCAACUUUGACCUCAAUUUGAGCCGCAUUUCGCUGUGCAUCGAGAUUGUGGCGCUUCUGGCUGUUGCCUGCAGCCCCACUCCGCUCUACCAAGUCCACUCAUUAUAUAUGAACGACGUCAGCGCUGACUCGAAGAAAUCGACCUUCCAGCAUUCACAAUCGCUUUUUGUCUUUGCCAGCUGGCUGCAGUGCAUGGGUUCUGGCGCUGUCCCUGCUAUCCAGAGCCUGGCGCUGUGUGUACUACAGGCCCGCUCGCUGGUGUCGCCCGAUGCGGCCGAGGUUGAUGCACGUGCCGGCACCCUUUUUGGAGCCCUCGCAGUCCUCCAGGCGAGCGGUCAGAUGGUGCUUGGACCCUUGUUCUUUGGCUUGGUCUACAGUGGCACCGUCGCCGCAUGUCCCAAGACAGUCUUUGUCACCGCGGUUGCCAUUUUAUUCGCCGCACUUGUUGCCCUUCUGCUUGUUCGCAACCCGCUUUCAGAAUCGAGGGCCCGGUCUUUGAGCAAGAUCAGUGCACGACGGCAACGGCGAAUCAGUUGGGAAGAGGAACAUCGAGGCAGGUCGAGGAUUAGUAAGGAUUUGCGGGGGUAUGGGAGCACGAUUCAGACUGCCCCACAGGCGUCUUCGAGCAAGACAGCGUCAGUAUAG